AUGGCUCUGUUCUUCUUGCUAGCGUUCGCCUUUCACUGGUCUAGUUCACAGGCUUACUCGGUUAGUUUCUCUCAAAAUAAAGUCAACUCUUGGUCUUCUAGCAGCAGAAAGUUAUAACGGAAUUGACUUGCGCGACGGGAAACGUGGAUGGAAAGUUCAUAGAAACAAGAAAAGACCAAAUAACAACGAAGUACGCUUGUGUCUACAAACAGAGCAUGACAGGUGCUCUGAAGGGAAAGUGAGGUUCUAUAGCUUCUUGGAUGCAAUCUUCUACUCAGAAAACGCGACAUCCCGUCAUGGAGGAUGCACUAUGAUAUGGUACCUCUAGCAGAACUUCCACCAGAAUGUCAGCACGAAAAUCAUUUCUUCCCUUUUCUUUCUGAUCGCAGUUCCCUUUAUUGCUGUCAUGAAAAUUAUUGCAAUUUUAUAUCGGAUCCACUUGAAUUCGUGAGUUUUUUUUUCAAGCCCUUGCAGCAAGGGCCUUGUUUUUAAGUUACAACCGAUCAGCAGACACCUCAAUUUCGAAAUAAGAUUUGAAUAUUGAGAAGCCGGGCAUUAUAUCUCUAGUGAGUGUGGGGACCGCAAGGCCACUCUCGAUGACCAAAAAACUUUGUAUACCAUUGCUUUUUCGACAUUUCAUUGCUGUUUACGCAGUUUCCCUGAACCGUUUUUCGAAAAAGUGAGCCGUACCAUUCGGAGAUAUACAAAUCGGUUGAACCAUCCUUUGAAAGCGAAAUUACCUUUUUUUUUCUCCCAAUAAAUUAGUAACCUUUCAGCUUAUUCGUCAUGAAAAUGUAGCUAUUUCUUUCCAUUCGUACAGCUAUUAUGUUGCGGUAUAUUAAUCAAUUUUUCAUAAUUUAUCAAUCGACCUUUACUUAGGUGAUGGCGAUCGCAAUAACUAUCUACCCAAUAUUCAUGCUUCUGUUCGAAAAAAGAGAGAGGGAUGCGUGGAAAAGCGCAGAACUCGACCACGUCUUGAAUCUAUCAGAGUUUCCGGAAAAUCAUAUAACAUUUAAAGUUUCUCUUUUGAUAAUGUCAUUUCUUUUUGGGAUAUGAAAUAGUUACAGGAGCACCCCAUACAGUAUGCCGUUUCUCCUCGUUUCGACUCAGUCAAGAAUUUCAACCGAGCUCUGCGCAAUCUGAUCAAACCUGAGCUUUAUGAGAACGUAGGUUGAAUGUUCCUGUUCGGACGUCUUCUUUCAGGAAGACAGCAGCCGGCCAGAAAGCGAUUUAUGUGUGAUGGAAUCCAUUAACGCAUUCCAGCAAGACGACAUCGUGUGCAAAAAGGUAGCAGAAAUCCUGUCCAUUGCGUUCGUAGAUUAUUCUCUCACUGAAAAAAAUUAAUUUGAAAAUUUUAUAAAAAUAUGUUUGUAAACAAAAAAUUCCUUCAUUAUAAUCAAAUGUAUGAUACUGGUAGCUUUCAAGCAAAAAAUUAUUUUAAUUCGGCGGAAAGCCUAAUUGCGGUUUCUAUCUUUAUUCAAAAAAAAUUGCCAUGUCCAUCAAAUCAAAAUUUAUUUUAGGUUUUUCGGUCUGACGGAUCGAAAUUCAUCGAUCUUGCGCGGCGUCUAAUUGAGCAAGGUCCCUACGAGUUUGACUUUGACCCAGUUGAAGUGAGAAUAUUGCUUUUUUUCGAUGAGAAAGUAAUUUUGAGGUUGGAGAACUGUUCGACAUAGCGCGAGAUGUCCUAAUGGAUGAGCCGCCUCUUCUAGAGAUCUCUAACGAUGUUUACAUCUACGGGAGCGUCCAAGGAAAUUAUGCGUUGGUAUUUCAAAAUGUUCAACUGAGAAACUCAAAUUAUUGUAAAGACGCCAAAUGUUGAAUAGCUUUUUUCAGAGAUUUGCUACGUUUCUUCCAGCUCAAUGGAUAUCCACCUGAGAGCAAAAUGCUUUUUCUUGGCGGUUACACUAGCGAAGGUGCACCUCACAGUCUCGAGACAAUCGUUCUCCUUGUCGCGUUGAAAGUAUUUCCUCACUUUCUCUUCCAUUCUGCUUGUGUCUACAGCUGAUGCUGCCCAGUCAUGUGUAUCUGCUCCGUGGAGCGACGGAGGUUCACCCAGUGAAUAUCGGAGAGGUCUCCUCAUUUCCAAAGUCUCUACUCCAGAAAAUUUGCAGCGGUUCCAACUGAGAGUUCGACGUUACUUAUGUCAGGUGAUAGAUGAAACUUGCGCUGCUCUGCCGUACGCAGCCAUUGUGGGAGAGAGAAUUCUGUGCACUCACGGAGGAAUUCCCAGCAAAGUGAGUCAGGUUUCCUCGACUCUCCCGAAAGUUUCCAGCCGGUUUCUUUGGCGAAACUGCGCUCGCUCAGCAGGUCGCUCGAGCCCAUCGUCAGAGGCUCUCUACAGGCGGAACUCAUUUUUGGGGUGCCUUCUCGAAACUGCAGUGGUCCUAUUCCUGGUAACCUCCGUUCUUGUCAAUUUCAUGACAUUUGUUUUCAGGUAUUCGUGGGAGACAUUUCAAUCUCAAUUCAGAGAGAGACUUCAGUGUCUUAGAAUCUAUCUCCUGUGAUUUUUUUAUCUGCGGAAGAAACCCUUUGCCUAAAGGAUUUUACGUAAGUAAUCUUCAUUUUGAAAAAAAUAAAUGAAAAAAAAGAAAAUAAGCAUUCUUCUCUUUGCCUUAGCCAUCAAUGUUGGAGUUUUUCCAGUUUUUUGGAACGCGAGCAAUGGCUUUGUGGUCCGCAAUAACAGUUAACAAGUACGCAGAAGAGGAUGGAGCACAAAAAACGGUUCAUAAACAUUUUAAGGAAUUGAAAGUCCUCAAAAAUAAGUCAAACUUGGGCAUGGUAUGAAGAUGGAACACUUGAAAUUUUUGCAAAUUAUUAUUUUCAAACGAAAAGCUUGGCUCAGAUCUGGGACGACUACACAUCAGCGGCAUGCCUCCACGUUCAUGAAAAUCUGAACAUUCACAUAAUUCGACUUGUCAAGUACAUUAAGGGCAAAUCCAAACAACUUCCUCUCGGUACUUCAAUGUUUCAAGUACCGUAAAGAGCCCAGCCCUUAGAUUGCUGAAUAAUCAAACCCUUCUUUCUAAUUAUUCAGCAAUCUAAAAAACGAUUUUUAGUGCAUCCAUCGAUGAUAGCUUGCCGUAAACGACGUAGAGCUGUAACGGUUUGAAAGAAAACGAAUAUAUUGAGAACUGGAUUAUUUUUCAGUCGGAGAGACCGCGAAGAAAAGCUUCCAGGUCGGAGAAGAUCGUCAACUUUCCUUCUUCAAAAGUUCCUCUUGGCGGUGGAUCUAUAAAAGUUAAUUUUUAUUUUUCGGCGUUUUUUUUUUCAAUAUAGACGUGCAAAGUAUCAUUUCGAAGAAAUGAGCGCAGUGGAUAGUUUGUUGAUCGGUAUAAUAUUCCUGACCGUCGUCUUUGCCAGUCCGGAGGCACCGGUCGUCGGCUUCGUUCGGCGACUCAAGCCAUCAGAGGCACUCAAUGGAGUUAUCAAUAGGGUGCUUAUUUAAAUUAUUCAAAAAUUUUUAUUUCAUAAUCGCAGCUUUGCGGGUUGAAAUGUUUCAGAAGGGGAAAAUUAGGAAAGCGAUUUUUUUCUUUAAAAUCAAAAAAAGUUUCCGAACACAGAGUUUGGCCAGUAGUAAGAAUUCUUUCUAAAAAAAGUUUGUAUCAGCACGCCUUAUAUAUAUAUAUAUAUAUAUAUAUGAUAUACAUAUAUAUAUAUAUAUAUAUAUAUAUAUACACUGUUGAAUACAAAAUAUUAUAUAGGGACCACAAACCAUUUUUCAAAGUGAGUCAAAAAAAAAAUUUUUCACUUUUUGACGCAGGCAAAGUCCAAACGACCUCAAAAAGGCCUUAAGGAGAAGGGCCUGAAGUUUCUUUGUAAGUUCCUAAAAAGGUUAUCACAAGUUUUUCGGAUCCCCUUUUUUAUAUCCUUUUCCGCCUUUUCUGAGACCUUUUGGACUUUUAGAAAAAUGCCUUUAAAGGCUUCAAAAGCGGUUUUUUUGGAGCUUUUUCAAAAAACGAUUUUUUAAAGAGUUAAAAAAAGAGACGAAAAAGGAUGAAAAAAAGGAGAUUCUGAAAAACUUUUGACACAUUUUUAAGAACAAAAAGGAGCUUUAGGCUCUUCUUUUUAAGGCCUUUUUGAGGUCAUUCCGACUUCGCCUAUUUUUGUGUGAAAUGCAUAACGCUGAUUUGCAGAACUCUGGUUAAGGAUCUGCUUUUCAAAGACUUUUGUUAGACAUGGUUUUUAAGCCCAGUAUAUAAUCGUUAUUUCAGCGCAACCUUGAACUUGAUUUCGGCUAUAAGAUCAACUCGUCGGUGGUUGAUGGAAAAAUGAGCGUAUGUUGUUUCCUUUUGAAUACAUAUAUAAUAUAAUAUCUCAUAAAAGAAGGUUUCGAAAAAAUCAUCUCUCAAAAUGAUCUGCGGAAAUGAGGCUUUUCUCAAUUAGCUUGAUGGAGUGUUUAAAGACUUAAAAUAUAGCCAAAAAAAAAAUAAUAAUAAGGUGGUUUUGAGAACAUGGGAGUUUCCUAAAUCUUCUUGCCAUGCUUUUUCUAAGUUUUUUAGAUUUUUACACUUUUCAAGAUGUCUGAGCCAACUCAGCUUGUGUUUGUCUUACAUUUUGUAUGCACGACUCGAAACAGUUUGUAUAAUCUGCACUCUCUAUUCUGUCAUCUGCUGGGAAACCAAGGAAAUAUAACGCAAUUCUGAGAACAUCGCCGAGCAAAAAGAGAGUGCAGAAAGUUCGGACUGUUUCAAGAUGUGGGGAAUGCAACAUUUUUAGAAGGUUUGCAGAAGGGGGAAGUGGAAAGAAAGUUGAACGAAGUGGUAGCGGUACUUGAAUCCAUCGCAACGCCAUAA
Molecule: messenger RNA, 4793 nt
Organism: Caenorhabditis auriculariae
Lineage: Eukaryota; Metazoa; Nematoda; Chromadorea; Rhabditida; Rhabditidae
Source: the annotation of a GenBank genome assembly